UUGCGUGGUGACUGCCUCCGCUUUUUACGCGAUGUCCCGCUAUGCGGCUCUGGACACACGGAAGGCUCGACCGGAAUCGUCUGACCGGUCUGUUGAGGGGCAAUGCCAUUGGCGUUCAGCCUGCUUCGUUGUCAACGCAUUACUAUGCACCAAGAGAGCGGGCAACCAUUGCCUUGCGCCACCUCAUAUGUACACUGCAUGUCGCCUGAGUUCAUCACAUAACCCCUGUACUGUCCCGUCGUGGGGGCCAGGGUAAAGCCGCAGUCGUACACACUUGGUGACGAUUACCCAGCCUUUCGACUCUUCUUCCUGCUCAAAACUCAUGCUUCGUUCACUGCGUCGUUCAGUAUUUUCAUCCCUUCACAGACCGAACCUGCGAUCAACGAUGUCCACGUUUCCUACUGCGACGCUUACUCGCGUCGGAACGAUUCCGUACUAUGUCCCAUCGAGCUUAGCGCCAAUACCCGCAGAUUCCCGCCGCCUGAUCUUUGGCAACGCGCCUGAUUUCAGCGACGGGCCUCUCCCAAUAUCUUUGUUGGUCUUCGAAGACGCAACGCAUGCCUCGCAUUCAGUCCUGUCCUCAACCGUCAACUCUUGGCUCCAGACAGACGAUGUAUUCAAUGCGGAUUUUCUUCAACAUGUGUACUUCCUAUUCCUCACGCAGACUGAUGCAUUUGAUCUGGACGAGUCGAGCAUCGGCAUACUGAACGACUGGAAGACUCAAAGCGUACAUGCUGUGUCGGUGAACUCGACUGCGCACGAUGAUAGUUUUCGUGGUGGGCCAUAUUUUGCCUCGAAUGUUGGCAUUCGGGAAGCAUGGCGUUUGUUCGAAGACGCCAACGAAGCUUUCCAGUUUCCAGUGGUUCCAGAUGAGCAUAGAGACAAUACAUUCAACAUCCCCGGAACAGCUGCUGUUCCAGUUCCCAGUCGUUGCUAUUAUGAUCGACCUUCCAAUACCAAGCCUCUAUCUGGCAUGAGAAUAGCUAUCAAGGAUAAUAUUGAUCUGAAAGGGGUGCGAACAAGCGCCGGUAACCGUGCCUAUCAAGCUCUCUAUGCAGAGAAAGCACGUAGCGCUGUGUGUGUUGAGAAGCUUAUAGAGGCCGGGGCAGUGAUUGUAGGAAAAACAAAGACAGUUCAAUUCGCUUCCGGAGAAAAUGCCCGGGAUUGGAUUGACUUUUUUCCGCCCUUCAGUCCUAGGGGCGAUGGGUAUCAAGACCCUGGUUGCAGUAGCGCGGGAAGCGCCACUGCAGCAUCGGCGUACGACUGGAUAGACGCCACUUUGGGAACCGAUACAUUUGGGAGUGUGGUAGGUCCUGCGGCUGAUCAUGGCGUAUUUGGACUUCGACCUUCUUUAGGGAGCAUAUCGACGGAGGGCACCGUACCAGUCUCAAAGCUAAUCGAUACGGUCGGCUUCUUCACACGCAGCAUUCAGAUAGCUACGGCUCUGUCUCGAACGUUGGGUGCUCGCGACAUUACCAGCAACUUGUGCGCGGCCAGUAUCGAGCUGUUGUACCCUACUGAUGUCUUCUCCGGAUCCGACGAGAUGUAUCUAUCUCAUAUUGAGCCUUUCAUACGCCAUUUGGAAGAAUUUCUCCAGGCCAAACGGAAGAAGCUUGACGUGGACGGCCUUUUCAGGCAACAAGCUGUCGUUGGUGGGAGCUCACUGAAGGAGUACCUAGAUACCACCGUUGCUCAUAUUCAGCUGUACGACUGCUACCAGAACUGCCUACCAUUCCUCCGCGACUACAAACAAAUCUUUCACAAGAAGGCAUUCGCCGACCCGUAUAUCGAGUACAAAUGGUCUCUUGGCAAGAACCUCACGGUAGAACAAUAUGAGCAAGCCGUCAAGGAGCGAAACACCUUUGGAGAUUGGAUGCGUACUGCCAUACUACCGCAACCAUCCGAUGGAAAGACUUUAGACAAGAUACUCAUCUUUCCGAACGGAGACACCGAACCCUUCGAUCGACAUGAGUAUCUCAAAAGAUCACUGGAGGAAGGCGCGAGCAAGAAGCAAGGCUUUGGAUAUAAGCCAAAUGUUAUGGCUGUUCUUGCGGGCUUGCCAUUCUUCACCAUUCCCUAUGGCCAGUAUCCGUAUAAAUCGGCAGUUACGGGUAACGUAGAAUACCUCCCUGGUGCCAUUGCCGUAGUAGGCCCACAAGGGAGUGAAAGCGCCAUGCUCGAGCUUCUCCAAGAGUUUUUGGAACGAACUCCCGAGAUGCGUGAUACUGUGUUGACCGGGCCAACUUCGUUUCCGGUGGAUCAUAAAGCGUCUCCUUCGCUUUGAAGCCAGAGGGUGAUUAAGGCGUAUACACUUGUUCCCGGUUCAUAUAUAGACAUCUGCGCUGGAUUAGUUCCUAUACUCUUCUUGUAGCACGACUCGCGUGCAGGAGACUCUGUCAAUGGAGACGCGUCUGCUACCACUGAGCACUAUAUCGCGUGACGGAGCGUUAAGACAAGUACAUGAGAUGAAGCAAGUGGGUAUCAUCAAAGAAGUGUUCAAGUCCAGUUUAGCCCUCUACUGGUAUCGAAAAGGUCGUACAAUAAGGGUGAAUGUAAGCGACGGAGCGUAAUGAACAUCCUCAAAUAGAGCGUGAACCAAGCUUUGGUGAAUACAAUAAUCGCUCGCUCGCAUCACUGAAGUAA
Molecule: messenger RNA, 2643 nt
Organism: Alternaria rosae
Lineage: Eukaryota; Fungi; Ascomycota; Dothideomycetes; Pleosporales; Pleosporaceae
Product: amidase signature domain-containing protein
Exons: 9
Coding region: 323-2284 (653 amino acids)
Source: RefSeq, a predicted model, not a curated record